Messenger RNA from Chrysoperla carnea, 1674 nucleotides. RefSeq names its product protein croquemort-like. Gene Ontology annotation, cellular component: membrane; cytoplasm. Gene Ontology annotation, molecular function: scavenger receptor activity. Lineage: Eukaryota; Metazoa; Arthropoda; Insecta; Neuroptera; Chrysopidae. The transcript is spliced from 7 exons. Bases 96 to 1601 code for a protein of 501 amino acids. The record is from RefSeq and is a predicted model, not a curated record.
GAUUAAAGUGUAUACAAAUACUGUAGAUUUGUAUUUUUUUAUACAAAAUUAUUUAAAAGAAAAAUUAAUGAAAUAAUAUUUGAAUUACAACAAUAAUGGUUUCAAUUUGUUGUAAACAAUGGUGCGUAUUUGGAACGGGUACAUUUUUUGUAUUAGCUGCUGGUAUUUUAUUAAUAAUAUGGCCUAGUAUAUUUCGUUCAAUAAUUAAAGAUGAACUGGUCUUGACAAAUAAUUCUCGCUCGUUUGAUAUGUGGAAAGAAACGCCAAUACCAAUGUACUUAGAAAUAUAUUUAUUUAAUUUUUCAAAUUAUGCUGAAUUUAAAAUGGAUAGAAAAAAAAUAAAACCAUAUUUUCAAGAAUGUGGACCAUAUAUAUUUAGUGAAAAACAUUUUAAAACAAAUUUAACAUGGAAUAACAACAAUGAUACAAUUACAUUCAUGCAAAAUCGAAUAUGGCAAUUUGAAGCAGAUAUGUCGAAUGGAACAUUAGAAGAUAAAAUUACCAAUAUUAAUGUUAUCACUGCUACUGUAGCAUAUAAUUUACGAUUCAAACAUAUCCUAAUAAGGCAUGCAGUUGACUUUUUGUUACGUGAAAAGAAAGAAUUGCUGGUAAUUACAAAGACACCUAGAGAAUUACUAUUUGAUGGCUACGAUGAUCCUAUAAUUGACAUGAUGGAAGAUUUGAAUGUUACUACUUUUAAUAUACCUUAUAAUAAAUUUGGAUGGUUUUAUCCGCGCAACGACAGUUCGUCAUAUGAUGGAGUAUUUAAUAUGCAUACCGGUGUGGAUAAAUUAAAAAAUUUAGGAAAGUUAUAUUCAUGGAAUUAUCAAAAUGAGACGAAAUUUUAUGAAAAAAAUUCAGUGUGUAAUAUGAUAAAUGGUACUACUGGAGAAAUUUGGCCCCCAUUUGGGAAAGCUAAACAAUUGACUUUGUUUAUAAGUGAUUUUUGCAGAUCAGUAACACUUAAUUAUGCUGAAAACUAUGAUAAACAUGGUUUAGUUGGCCGGAAAUAUAUAGGUACUGAAAGUGUUUUUGAUAACGGAACAGCUUAUCCAGAAGCUAGCUGUUUUUCAAAUGGUGAAAUACUUCCAAGUGGCGUGUUGAAUGUAUCAUUAUGUCGUAUGGGAGCACCAGCAUUUGUAUCUUAUCCACAUUUUUACUUAGCUGAUCCUGUGUAUCGAUCUAACAUCGAUGGAAUGAAACCAAAUAAAAGUUUACAUGAAAUGUUUAUGGCUUUAGAACCGAAUACGGGAUUACCAUUAGAAGUACGAGCCCAACUACAAAUUAAUAUAAUGAUACAGGACUAUGAAGGAAUAUCUUUAUUCAAAGAUCUUCAACGAACAUUUGUGCCAAUGAUGUGGUUCCGACAAACAGCUGAAUUAACUGGCGAAUUAGCAGAUGAAGCGAAAACAGUCGUAUUAAUACCAAUGAUAGGUAAUUACACGUUUUAUGGUUUUGGUGGAAUUGGAUUCUUGAUCAUUGCCAUUGGAUUGUACCUAUCAUUGAGUGGUGCAUGGAUGAAAAAAGAUGAACUAUUAAUUAAACCAAACGAUGAUUCGACAUCACAUCAUGAAGAAUACACACCUUAUCAUAGUAGUUAACAUAUAAUUAAUGUAUUUUAUAAAAUAUUGAAAUUUUAUAGGGUGACAAACAAAAAAAUAUGACGAAAAAAUA